GCUGUGCGCGCCUGCGCACUGUCAAGGCGCGUCCCCUCCAGCCGUUGGAAAAUGGCGACUGUCUCCGAAUUGAAGGCUGUGUUAAAGGACACUUUGGAAAAAAGGGGAGUAUUGGGACAUUUGAAAGCCAGAAUCCGAGCCGAAGUGUUCAACGCCCUGGACGAUGACCGUGAGCCCCGGCCGUCGUUGUCUCACGAAAACCUUCUUAUUAACGAGUUAAUUCGGGAGUAUUUGGAAUUCAACAAGUAUAAGUACACCGCGUCUGUUCUCAUGGCAGAAUCUGGCCAACCUGUAGUUCCAUUGGACAGACAAUUUCUCAUCCGUGAACUAAAUGCAUUUGAAGAAUCGAAGGAUAACACAAUACCUCUUCUGUAUGGAAUCCUAGCUCACUUCUUGCACGGAGCUAAGGAUGGCAUCCAAAAUGCAUUUCUGAAGGAGCCUGCGCCUCAGCCCCCGAACCUUGGCCGACCAACCACCCCGUGGAAGCAGGCACAUAGAUGAUCUGCUAAGAAAGGAGAGUGGGAAGAGCUCCGACGGUGCAGAGAUGACACGGCCUUCGGGGUAGCUUUCGUCCUCAAAUUAUUCUACCCAGUAACUUAUUUAUUACCCCAGAGUGACACCACUACCAUUUGUGUUUUCUGAAACUGUUGAGUUUCUCCACAAACACUUUGCCUCUCAUGUUUUAUUCCUUUGUGAAUAAAAGCUAACUUUGUCAUCUAGUUUACUGGAUUUAACUUGAAAGAAAGCAUGUUCUUCUAGGAAGUGUUCUAAAGGCCCCUGGGUAUGAGAAGUGGAGGGCCUCCUUAGCACCUCAUGCAGGUGUUCAGGUCAGUAGGUCCACGAGGGGAAGCUCUGCUGCCUGACCUCACAUUAGUUACAUUUCUGUCAUUAAAACAAGAAAAAAGCAUGAUUUCUAUAGCUUUUUUUUUCAGCAGCUGUUUUUACCUAACCAUUUAUAAAUAUCCGAAUUACUAUAAGGUUGAAUUUUGCAACUAAGGAACAAUGUUUUUCUCCCUCGUUAGACAUUUGGCUUGUACUGCAAACUUUAAUUAAAAGGUAGUGCUGGGGAAAGUAGUUUUGCCAUUUGCUGUAGUAAAACAAAGAAGUUAUUAUGUAAAGAAUGUGAAAUGCACAUGAAGGGACAGGCUUUGGAGGAGAUGCCUGAUGCUGGCCCCUGAAGGAUGGCCUUGUCCACUGCUGUGUAGUCGUCCAUUGUGUGGACAUGUCACGGAGGGGCCCAGCCCCGCUCACAGGGCCUGAAUCUUCCACAGCAUCCAUUUUUUAUCCUAGAGAUGGAAAUCACUGAUCUCUAAGGGCGCUACCUCUAAAAUGGCACUUGGAUACCUACGGAAGGAACUUUUACAAUGUCACGUCCACACACGGAUUUCACUGAAGGCAGCUGACUCUUAGGGCUAACCUCCACCAGCUGACAGAAGUCGCAUGGUCAGUUCAGAAUAGAACCCUGCCUGGGGACCAAACUUCACAAGUUACUGCUUUGAGAGGCCCUGUUGGAGGGCUUAAGAUUGGAUGACAAAAUAUCAUAAGGCCACUUUCCAUUUUUAAAUCUGUAAGAUUUGAUUACCAUUAUGAAUUCCAUUGUGUUAUAUGUGGGAAUAUAAAUAUCUGACUGCUCCCAGAGGACUUGGUUUACAUCCAAGGAUACUGGCAGUGGACCCCAAGUUUACCUCAGGAAUUACAAUCAUGUAGGACUAGAUUAAGAAAAAAUUCUGGAACUUACCAUUUUGGAUACUGAUAUAAAAUCAUCAAAACAGAAGCGAAACGGAAUUGUCACAUAGUGCUUUUGUAUGUAUCAUUCUGUAACUUGUUUGUACCUAGGCAACUUUUAUACUUUUAAAGUUUGAUUUAAUAAAAAAAUUUAAUGAAUUCA
Molecule: messenger RNA, 1888 nt
Organism: Ochotona curzoniae (black-lipped pika)
Lineage: Eukaryota; Metazoa; Chordata; Mammalia; Lagomorpha; Ochotonidae
Gene: CEP20
Product: centrosomal protein 20
Exons: 5
Coding region: 52-501 (149 amino acids)
Biological process (GO): cilium assembly; microtubule anchoring
Cellular component (GO): ciliary basal body; centrosome; motile cilium
Molecular function (GO): protein binding
Source: RefSeq, a predicted model, not a curated record